GGUAGAAAGAGCAAACAUCUGAAUGUUCACACCACUUCCUGGUUCCUUGUCGAUCCUUCACAAGGAAAUGAGUUUUUAGUUUAUUUAUUCUUUGCCUUGAGAGUACAGAUUCACCUUGAAGGAGUCCUGCUUCAAAGCCGGCAAGAUUAGUGAGCUUAGGACGGUGAACUAGCACCGUGAAGUCAGCAUUUGCAGGACCUGGAAAAGAGCAAAAGAGAAUGCUUACUAACUGCGCAACCUAGUCCUGACCCAACACGCGGAAGACUGUCUAACCAGCCUCGCGGGCUCCGUCCUGGCUUCUCUCAGGAGAGGAAUGUUUCUGGUGAAAACACCGUUAGUCUUCCAUGGAGCUACCAUUCACCAACUUGGAGGUGGCGUUCAUUUUACUGGCUUUCUUCAUCUUUUCCUUGUUUACUCUGGCUUCCAUCUACACCAGCCCUAAUGAGAGGAAUGAAGAAGAUGACUUCCAACUAAAGGAAAAGAGAAGGAAAAGAAAAGAGUUUAAAGGGAAGAAAAAUUGCUCAGAUGAAGAACACAAAAUUGAAACAAUGCAACCAUGACCUCAGCCACCUGUGAGUGCUCAGACGCUCCCCUAAGAAUGCCUGCUGGGAUUGCUCGCAAGACCAAGGACAUUAAAACAGCCUUCAGAUCAUAAUCACUGGGACUCAACACAGGGAAUGGGGCUUCAUACUCUCUUUUUGACAUCCUUGUUUAUAAUGCCAAUUAUGAGCACUAGCUGUAAUAAAAAGGAAUACAGUCAAAGUGAGAUCUUUCAAGAAAAAGAAAAUACAUAAGUAUUAUAAUCUAGUUAGAGAAACAGCAGUCUCUGGGACUGUGGCUCAGUGAUAGAGUACUUGCCUAACAUGCUUAAGGCUCUGUGUUUGAUUCCUAGCUCUGACAAAAAAAAAUGAGGUAAAUAAAUAAAUAAAUAGGGUGCUAGUGAGAUGGCUCAGUGGUUAAGAGCACCUACUGUUCCUCCAGAGGUCCUGAGUUCAAUUCCUAACAACCACAUGGUGGCUCACAACAAUCUACAAAGGGAUCUGAUGCCCUCUUCUCGCAUGCAGUUGUACAUACAGAGCACUUAUUCAUUUAAAAUUAAUAAAUGAAUGAAUGAAUGAAUGUACAAUGACUUUUUUAAAUCACUUACAUAUGUAUGUAUCCAUAUGUAAAUAUGUUCACAUGAGUGCAGAUGCCCACAAAGGCCAGAGGAGGGCACCAGACCUCCAGAGUCAGAGCCACAGAGGGCUGAGUCACCAGGAUGUUGACAACUGAACUCAGGUCCUCUGCAACAGCAAAUACCCUUAACUACUGAGCCACUGCUCCAGCUCCAAGAACAAUGCAUUUUUACUGUUUUUCUUGCACAGUGUGACUUAGAAGCUACAAUUCUUCUGUUGUAAAACUACAGUUAACCAUGUCUCUACUGCUUCUAUAAUAAGGACUUAAUUAUAGGACUUACUAAGGACUUCUGAAAUAAAUACUAAAGACAAAA
Mus caroli (Ryukyu mouse) is the source of this 1489-nucleotide messenger RNA. NCBI's taxonomy places the organism in Eukaryota, Metazoa, Chordata, Mammalia, Rodentia, Muridae. The record is from RefSeq and is a predicted model, not a curated record.